ACCCAUUUCUAGAGCGGAUAAAUACAGCCCAGACACAACACCUCACCCAGGCUACACCAGACGUAUCCUCGUCCUAAAUGUGAAUACCGCAGGUAAUUCCACGUAUUGUUUACGAUUCCUCUCCGCUGCAUGUGGAGUGUGAGUGUGGACACCUAGAAAUAUGUUGACUGAGUCACUGCUGCCACGACGCUGACACAUUCCAGGAGAGGAGGACUGUCCGGGCUGCCUCUCUUCUGAUAAGCAUCCUAUGGUAUUCUGUCAAGAUGGCGGUGUCGGCAACGGAAAGGGACGCAAUAAAUACUGAAGAUGACCAUCACAACGAUUCGUUCGGGAACCCCGGGCUUAUCUCGCCGGAUAGGGAGGACAUUGCACGGCUUCUGAAGGUGCCAUUCAGCGGCCGCAUCAGAGGAGGUAUGAGGCCGGGGAAGAAGGUCAUUGUCAUGGGCAUUGUUGAUCUGGAGCCAGACAGCUUUGACGUCAGCCUGACUUGCGGCCGCGGCACAGAGAAGGAGGAGCCACAGCCGGAUGUGGCCCUGAAACUCAGCGCUCGAUUCGCUGAGCGCCAGUUUCUGCGUAACUCCCGCGUCUCGGGAAAAUGGAGCGAGGAGGAGAAGUCUAUCGACUACUUCCCCUUCAUCCCUGACCAGCCCUUCAGGAUUGAGAUCCACUGCGAACACACGCGCUUCCGGAUAUUUGUGGACGGAAACCCGCUCUUUGACUUUUUUCACAAAGUGAAAUCUUUGCCGUCCAUCGAUACAGUGAGGAUAGAAGGGGGUCUACAGAUCACCAAGCUCGGUUAACCAACCCAGCUGCUAUGCCAGUGUGUGACACAACAAGAACUCAAUACAGGUGAACACACACACCUGUUACUACAAUACCCACAAUGCAACACGGCAGCGACAGUGGGCCUAGCGCUUUGGAAAGGCCUCGCCCAUCCCGGUUUGGUUCUGAUGUCACUCCUCUUCUUCUUUCCCCUUUAUCUUGUCACGUCUCAACCAAGAUCUGACGUUAUUGUGACCUUCCUAAUUGUUGGUUGAAUGGUUGCAAUGCAACGCAGCUCUGUGUGUCUUUGUUCUGCAAGAAUUCCUUUGUUUUCUUCCUCAGUUCUGUGUGUGUCAGGGAUCUCACAAUAUAAACGCCUUCUCAUGGUUACCAAGCAUCCUAUGGGGAUUUUGCUGAGAGAGGGGGCCCCAUUCCAAAUGUAUUAGUGCACUGCUUUUGGGGCACUAUUGGUGCUAUUUGGGACACAACUGUAGAGCACUCAAAAAUAUUUGCUUUCAUGUGGAGAAAUCCUACAAUUCUCAGGAGGUUUCUCAGGAAUCAACACUAUUUAUCACGUAUAACAUCAUCACUGUAAAUGAGGGUUAUUUCGUGGGGUUGACAAGCUCAAUAUUAUGGGAGCUUCCAUUUUUACACUCCCUCCCUGUUCUUGAAUUGGGUUUAAUUAAUUGGUUGGUUGGUUGUCAUGGUUAUUGGCAUCCUAACUCAAUGACCUACAUACAGAGGUUGCAUUCUAAAUUGCAUUCUAUUCCCUAUAUAGUGCACUACUUUGAUCAGGGCCUAUUGGGCUCUGGCCAAAACUAUUGCACUACUUAGGGAAUAGGGUGCCAUUUGGAAAGGGAAAUGAGGAUUAUAUUGUGGAGUCUCAGCAAGAUGUACCGUAGCAGCUUAUUGAUUGAAAUGUCUUGUAACUGUAUGCAAUGUAUUAAUGGUGGUUCUUACUCACAGUUUCAGUUCAUUGCAACCAUUCUCCUCCUGUAGAUAUAGAUAUUGCACUGACAUAGAGCUAUGUGGUAGUGAAUACAAUGUAUUGUUCAUUUGGAGCUUCGUUUACAUUGCUUAUUCAACAGUGAUGAAUGAUUGGUUCGUUUUAAAGGGUUAGUUCACCACAAAAUCCAAGUUUAUCAGAUGUGUUUUAUACCUCAACUGUUCUGUGUGGAGCUAAUAAACUGGAAUUAGAGGUGCCAA
Molecule: messenger RNA, 1968 nt
Organism: Oncorhynchus gorbuscha (pink salmon)
Lineage: Eukaryota; Metazoa; Chordata; Actinopteri; Salmoniformes; Salmonidae
Product: galectin-related protein-like
Exons: 5
Coding region: 264-800 (178 amino acids)
Molecular function (GO): carbohydrate binding
Source: RefSeq, a predicted model, not a curated record